Molecule: messenger RNA, 771 nt
Organism: Aegilops tauschii subsp. strangulata
Lineage: Eukaryota; Viridiplantae; Streptophyta; Magnoliopsida; Poales; Poaceae
Product: CASP-like protein 4D1
Source: RefSeq, a predicted model, not a curated record
GCUGCUAAGGAGAGCUAACAGCUCGCAAUGGCGUCUAGCAAGAUUGCUCUGCCGUCUGCCGUCCUGGUGCUCCGGCUCCUCACCCUUGCCCUCCUCCUCGCGUCUCUUGUCCUCAUCUUGGUCGACAAGUUCCACGUCUCUGACGCCGAGGCUAUUCUCCUCGACGUCCCGGCGAAGGAGAUCACCUUUAAGGACGUCUACGCGUACAGGUACGUGCUGGCUAUCGCUGUUGCUGGGUGCGUCUACACCCUACUGCAGAUUCCGUUUGCGGCAGUCAGCAUCGCCAGAAGGAAGACGAGGAUCGGAGGCAGCGAGGGCGUCGCCUUGCUCCUCAUAUGCGCCGACGUGGUCUUCGCAGUGGUGAUCGCCACGGGCGCGGCUGCCGGCUACGGCUACACCGUGGACGCGAAGCGCGACGCCGACUCCACGUACCGCAGCUGGGAACGGUUUGCUGCCGCCACCGGGAGUCUGAUUCCCCCUGAGGUCACCCAGCUCAACACGGACAUCAACAGGUUCUUCAUGCUGGCCUUCGCCUCCGCCGGGUUCAUGCUGCUCGCUGCCGCCUGCAUGGUCCUCAUCAUAAUGAUCUCCGUCUACGCGCUCGUCCGAAGAUGAUUCGGCACCACAUGUCUUGAUCGAAUUUCCUCGAUAAUAUAUGUUGUUCUACUCGAUCAUCACCUGACUGUCUUUUGGAGAAUAUAAAUAAUGAGAAAUCUAAUUGGCUACGUCCGCCCGCCUAGCAAAACCCAACACAAUAGUGUCCCAAAAAAG